AUGGACGCUUUGACAGAAAAUAUUCCAGGUACGGUCCGCCUCAUCGAUGUGCAAGAGGUGAUCAAUCUGGUUCCGCAGCCUUCAGUAAGACCAUCGCUCGUGCCCGGUCGCUUUGCUUGUCCGAUUGCCUCUCCCUCACCACAGCUGACUCCUUCCAAGCACGACCCCGAUGAUCCAUUAAAAUGGACCAAGAAACGCAAAACCCUAGCGAUGGCAUGUAUACUUGCCUACACAAUCGCGGUCGGAAUAUCCUCUGCGGCAAUCUAUUCAGUUUUCGAGAAUAUCUCGGCGCACACCGGCUUGAAUUUGUCCACGUUAAACCAAGGCACCGGUUAUAUGUUCCUCUCUUUCGGUUGGGGGUGUCUCUUUUGGCAGCCUCUGGCUCUGCAGUACGGCAAACGUCCGGUCUACCUGUUGAGCACCAUCGGAACCAUGGCGGCCAUGAUAUGGGCACCCUAUACCUAUUCUCAGCCGACGUGGAUAGCGAGCAAAGUGCUGCAAGGCUUCUUCGGCGCCCCGAUUGAGAGCCUAUGUGCCAUCAGCGUGACAGACCUAUAUUUCGUCCACGAGCGAGGCUUCUACACCACUCUUUACGCUUUGGUUCUGUCUGGAAGUAGCACCGGCGCCCCCAUCGUCGGUGGUUUCAUCGCGGACGGACAGGGUUGGCAAUGGGUUCUGUACUGGUGCGCCAUCUUGUGCGCCGUCGUUUUCGUCCUCCUUGCCCUCUUGAUGGAAGAGACCAAUUAUUCUCGGUCUCGCAUGGAUCCAGUCCGAGAGAUCAAUUCCCCUCUAGGGAGCCCGAUGGGGGACGGGAAGUCUGAAGGACCGGACUCUCCCUGGACUCCAGUCAGUGCCAGUGAUUCCACGGCUGCAUUUGGCCACGCCGGUAGCUUACCGCGAACCAAGAAGACGUGGUUCGACAAAUGCCGCCUCUGGCAGGAAGCAGAUCUCCCGAAGCCGAACCAGCUGGGGAGCAUGGUGAAAAGGCCCUUCGUCUAUACCACCUUUCCGGUGAUUGCAUUUUGCGGAUUCUCCUAUGGUGCCAGCCUCACCUGGUAUAACCUUCUCAACGCGACAUCCUCCUUGGUGCUGACCAAGAUCUACAAAUUCCGCACGAGGACGGUCGGAGUAUCCUACCUCGCGGUCCUCCUCGGCGUUCUGAUUGCCGCCGUGUAUACCGGACUCUAUGGGAACCGACUUAUGAUCAAGCUGGCACGGAAAAAUGGGGGGGUUUUGGAAAGCGAGCAUCGACUUUGGCUCCUACUCCCCCAGAUUUUCAUUUUACCGGCCGGCUUCGUCCUUUGGGGGGUGGGGGCGUCCUAUCGGAUCCAUUGGUUCGCCAUGAUUUUGGCGAUGUUCCUGAUCACCGGAGGGAGCGCCAUAGCGGUGCAGGAAAGCAUCAAUUACUGUAUCAGCUCGUACUCCGGUCACGAAGCGGUGGUCGCCGUCAUCCUCAUCCGUAACACCAUGUUUUUCGCGGUCAGCUACGGACUGACGCCAUGGGUGACCCACCUCGGGUUACGAAAUGCCUUUAUCUCCGCAGCCGUGGUGGCGAUGUGUCAAGGCUCUAGUUUCCUGCCGAUUAUCAGAUACGGGAAGCGACUGCGGAGAAGGACUGCACCGCGCCUCCUCAAUAUGUCGGAGAGAGAUUAA
Cladophialophora immunda is the source of this 1653-nucleotide messenger RNA. RefSeq lists its product as uncharacterized. NCBI's taxonomy places the organism in Eukaryota, Fungi, Ascomycota, Eurotiomycetes, Chaetothyriales, Herpotrichiellaceae. The record is from RefSeq and is a predicted model, not a curated record. The transcript is spliced from 4 exons. Gene Ontology annotation, molecular function: transmembrane transporter activity. The coding region runs from base 1 to 1653 and encodes 550 amino acids. Gene Ontology annotation, biological process: transmembrane transport.